Messenger RNA from Podarcis muralis (Common wall lizard), 1834 nucleotides. The record is from RefSeq and is a predicted model, not a curated record. Lineage: Eukaryota; Metazoa; Chordata; Lepidosauria; Squamata; Lacertidae.
AAUUCAGACAGCAGCUUGAGAUACACUUGCUUCCAGAGAAAGUGGCAUCCUGUACCUUGAGACUUCUCUGAACUUGGAUUCAACAGCCCCACCAUGAUCACCACCAAAGGUUCUUGCUGGCUGCUGUUGCGUUUGGCCGUCCUCCUCGUGGUUCUGCUGGUGCAGUCCAGCGAAGGAGCAAGCUACCGGGAUUUUGCGAACAGACACAUUGAUUAUCCGAAAACUGCAGCAAACAACCACAAUGCCUACUGCAACUUGAUGAUGGCUCGGAGAGGACUGAACAGGCCGGUCUGCAAACCCACCAACACCUUCAUCAACGGCAGUCCUCGCUCCGUCCAGGCAAUCUGUGGCAGUGGGGGAACUCGCUUCCGGGGCAAUUUAUAUACCAGCAGGAGGCGCUUCCGUGUGAUCGUCUGCCGCAGCACAGGAAGAUUCCCCAACUGUAAUUAUCGUGGCAGGGCGCAGUCCAAGCGAGUCCGUGUGGGCUGCAGAAAUAGACUGCCUGUUCACCUUGACAGAUUAGUGUGAUGCAACCCACCAUUCAUCCACAGGAAGCAGAAGUCUGAGGACAUUCUGGCAACCGUUGAAUUUCCCUUUGCUUGCUGCUUUCUCUACCGCUUAACUUUGAGGGCAUAUCCACACUGCAGGCUUAAAGUGGAUUAGCAAUAGUUCCUUCCUACCCUGGGAAAUGUAGACCUGAGAGGAGGGGGCGGGGGUCACUAAUGAAUAUUUAUGGGCGUCACUUCUUUGAUCAUUCAGUUCUUUUUCUUUGCUUUCUGCUUUUCCUACAAUGUAACUCCACAGUGGAGGUUUAAACCCAGUUUAGAAAUAGUUCCUUCUCCCCAGGGGCCCCUGGGGAACUGUAGGUCUGAGAAGCGGAACUAGGGGAAUUAAACUGUUCCUUAGUCAGAUCUUUUUCUGUGUGGUUUUCAGGGUUUUGCCAAAGGUGGAAAGAUGCCAAAGAGGACGGCACAACUUUUGCACUUUUAGUGGUUGGGUACUAAAAAGAAUAAUCACAGAAUGUGUAGCUCAUCAUGAAAGCUAGAACUUCUGAAAUUCCCUCUUUUACACAGUGUGUAGGACACCCUGCUGUUAUCUCUUCAUCUCCUCCAGCAUCCCUUCCUCAGCACCCUCAUCUGAGAAACAUCAUGCAUUUCAAAUGAGUCAAUUUGUUCACUGAGAAACUGAAACAGGGGUGGAGAAUCUGUGGCCCUCUAGUGGCCAUUUGACCUUAACUCCCAUCAGCACAAGCUAGUAUGAUCGAUGGUUAUGGAUGAUGGGAGUUGUGAUCCUGCAAUACCUUGAGGGCCACAAAGUUCCCCAAUGGCAUUAACCCUCUGCUUCAACCAGGCAUGCAUAUUGCUUGAUUUCUGUAUGCAUCGUUACUCCCUAGCAGUGACUGGAAGCUGAAAGCAUGACCUUCUCCUUCCAUACAGAUACACUAGGGAAUGCUGCCUGAGAGAAGACAUUCUCUGUGACAGUCCCUAAGGUGUUAAAUUCCCCUUUCCCCACAGGGAUGUUUCUGACACCUAUAUUACAAAGCUUUCACCUUUGCUGAAGACUCAUCUCUUUGCCCUGGUUUUCGACACCUGAGAUACUUGUUUUUAGGAUUGUAAAUUGUUUCAAAUGGUUUUAAUCCUUUAUUGUUACAUUGUGGAUGGUAUAUUGGAACGAUAUGAUGAAUGGCAGGCAAGAAAUCUAUAAUCAAUGUUAAUAAAUAACACUUUUUCCUACCUCCUCCAAAUAUGUAUCAACUUGUAGAAGCCUUUACUAUCAUAAGCACCCUUGCUUUAGCAUGCAAUAAAAUGAAUUUUUGCAAAUGCAAAUACUGAAA